AUGGAACCAAGCAAUAAUGUAUCUCGGGCAGUCACAAAAAUCCUCAAGAAGAAGCUGGAUCGUGAAGGACAUGAUUGGAAGUCUGUUACACCAGAGACAAAGGACUUCUAUUGGGAGGAAUUUAAGCGCAAAAAUAUCCCGGUAUCUAUUUGGGAAAGCUGGGAGCCUCAUUGGGAGACAGAGGAAUUCAAAGCCAAGUCCGCACAAUGCUCAAAAAAUCGCCUAAGGGAGAAAGGUGGCGAAGGAUCUGGCCCCUCACGCCAUACAGGAGGCUCCAGAACUCACCGAGAACAUGCAAGACAAUUGGCUAAACUACUAGGAAGACCGCCUCAUCCACAUGAGCUUCUAAGGAAGACACAUGUCAAGGCUAACAAUGAGUUUGUAGACCAGAAGUCCGAGAACACAUAUGAUGCAAUUAUGUCUGAGAUUGCAUCUGCAUCUCAACCUGAAAAUGGAGCCAGUGUGUCACCAUCAGUUGAUUUCUCACAAAUUUAUUUGGAUGAAGUUGGAGGGGUUAAGAAGAAGCACAUUUAUGGUCUUGGUUAUCAAGCACCUUUCUACGGACAUGUUGGUUCAUCCUCUGCUUCAACAUCUCGACCUCCAAAUAUUGACUUCAAUGCUCGGGUGAAUGAAUGUGUCGGACAACGAAUGCAAACAAUGAAGGAAGAGAUGAAGAAUGAGAUGAGAUCAGAGAUCAGGGAAGAGAUUAGACAAGAAAUGGGAGUCGAAAUGGAACAAGAAUUGCGUGAAGAAAUGGGACAGGGAGUGCAACAAGAGGUGCAUGAGCAAGUUGAUCAAAUACUCCAAGAACGUAUGUCACGCAUCAUAGCUGGCUUACCUACACCUCCUUCUCGUAAACGUGACUCGUGAAAUAAUGACAAGAGUCUUAUUUAGUUUAUUUUAGAGUCGUUUACAUUUGAUACAGUUUGGAUGGUUUAUUUUAACUUCAUAUGGAUGUUAUUGUUAUAAAAUAUC
Messenger RNA from Solanum tuberosum (potato), 975 nucleotides. RefSeq lists its product as uncharacterized. NCBI's taxonomy places the organism in Eukaryota, Viridiplantae, Streptophyta, Magnoliopsida, Solanales, Solanaceae. The coding region runs from base 1 to 870 and encodes 289 amino acids. The record is from RefSeq and is a predicted model, not a curated record. The transcript has 4 exons.